CACUUGUAUGUCUCUCUCUUUCACUGUGACUGUCAGACCAGGGCUGGGACACCACUGUAAGUUUCUCUGUAAUGAGCUCUGUGCUGCAAUUUGCUGUAUUUACUGCGCUCAUGGGACUGUUUCUGGCCAGAACCAUGGCCUGGACUUCAAGUGGGAAAACACAUGCUGAGCUUAUCAACAAUCUUUACAAAAAUGGUGUGAUUAAAUCUGAGAGAGUCUUUGACGUGCUACUGGCAACAGACAGAGCACACUACAUCAAGUACUACCCAUACAUGGAUUCACCGCAGUCAAUAGGAUACAAGGCUACAAUCAGUGCACCCCACAUGCAUGCUCAUGCUCUGGAAUUACUGAAGGAUCAGCUAGUGGAAGGAGCAAAGGCACUGGAUGUGGGAUCAGGAAGUGGAUAUCUUACAGCUUGCUUUGCAAGAAUGGUGGGUCCCACAGGGAAGGCAGUGGGCAUAGAGCACAUUGAAAAGCUGGUCCAUGAAUCCAGAAGAAAUGUCGAAGAAGAUGACGCAACCCUGCUCACCUCUGGCCGUAUGAAACUUGUAGUUGGAGAUGGUAGAAAGGGAUAUCCUGAAGAAGCCCCUUAUGAUGCCAUCCAUGUUGGAGCGGCAGCACCCACUGUACCAAAGGAGUUGCUAAAUGAAUUGAAGCCAGGAGGUCGGUUGAUCUUGCCAGUGGGUCCUGAAGGUGGAAACCAGGUUUUAAUGCAGUAUGACAAAACUAAUGAUGGGCAAAUUGUGGAAACACAACUGAUGGGUGUGAUCUAUGUUCCUCUGACAGAUAAGGAGAAGCAGUGGCCUCGGGAUGAAAUCUGAGAGAUUGAUAUCACUUAUGAAAUAACCUCGGAAAACAGAUGAACCAGUAUCUGAAAAAAAGAACUGUAGAUGUGUAUGGCUUUGCUUUUUAAAUGGAAGUUCUGCUUAGUGGACACAUUGCAAAAGCAAGUGUUCCUUUUAAGAAUUCAAAUUGGAAGGGUGAGGGAGGAAGAUUCCUCCAGAUCAAGUAGUGGCCAAAUUACCAAGCACUGGAGCCCUUGUCUGAUCUCUUACUCGAUACCCAUGUUAAAACAGAGUACAGCUGUUUGUUUGCUCGGCCAUGAAUAAAAUAUCUGUGUAAAUCAAGAAGAGGUGAGUGCACAAACAGGUAGAUAUGAAUUCUCAAAUCUGUGUUGAACUUGAUUGUGAACUGUAUUGCAUUCUUGACUUCAUCUAAUGCUUGAAGAAUUACAAAAUGUCUUGAUACUUUAGAGGUUAUAAAUGUAUCCAGUGCAACAAGCAAGCUCUCAUUUGUCAUUUUAAUCUCCUACAUUAAAUGUGGUUUGCUUCCGAGGAUACCACGUAGUUCAUCUGCUAUAGCAAUGCCAGGUCCUUCCAAAACUAGGACUUGAUGUGAACAGCCCUAUAUACUUAUUUAGAGUUGAGAAGGUAUCCUAAGGCUUGUGAAUUAAUCACUUUGCACCUGUUUUGUGCCUUGCUUUAUUUCACAAAGGCUUUAUGUUCCCAGGAACCAAAAUGUGUGAUAUGACAAGCAUGAGGUAGGGUUGCAACUUUCCUUUAACUUGCUGCUGUUUGAAGUUUCUUUGUAACGUGGGGAUAUUUUUGGAAUCACUAAUUUAAUAAACCAGUAUUAAUUACGA
This is a messenger RNA of Alligator sinensis (Chinese alligator), 1642 nucleotides long. Its product is annotated as protein-L-isoaspartate(D-aspartate) O-methyltransferase-like. The record is from RefSeq and is a predicted model, not a curated record. Gene Ontology annotation, cellular component: cytoplasm. Gene Ontology annotation, biological process: protein modification process. Bases 72 to 821 code for a protein of 249 amino acids. Lineage: Eukaryota; Metazoa; Chordata; Crocodylia; Alligatoridae. Gene Ontology annotation, molecular function: protein-L-isoaspartate (D-aspartate) O-methyltransferase activity. The transcript has 8 exons.